This is a messenger RNA of Pecten maximus, 1885 nucleotides long. RefSeq lists its product as uncharacterized. NCBI's taxonomy places the organism in Eukaryota, Metazoa, Mollusca, Bivalvia, Pectinida, Pectinidae. The record is from RefSeq and is a predicted model, not a curated record. The coding region runs from base 410 to 1306 and encodes 298 amino acids. The transcript is spliced from 6 exons.
CAUUGACUACUUCAUCAUCAUUAUAGUUCUACAUCAUCAUCAUCAUCAUCAUCAUCUUGCAUCAACACUUCGUGAAAUCAAUCGAUAUUCCCAAACGUCUUCGUAACAAUCUUCGAAAACACACCGAAUUCAUGUUUAUGAUAAUUUAGACGUACAUGUACAUGCUUCAAUACAUGAUUUUCAUUAAACAUAUCCGACUUGUAUAAGUUAAAAUGACUAAAAUCUUUACAAUGAUGAAAUUCUACAUAUCGUCUACCAUAGGUAAAAACACAUACAAUAUUGUUUAUUGAAACCUCUGAGGGGUUGACUGUUCUUCUCCUUAACAAUGCGCACGCAUUUAAUAAAUAAUGAUGUUUUUAUAAACUGGGUAGUGAUGGUUUGAAACCUACCAGACGUUUGCUUGCCCUAUAUGAGUAAUCGUCGUCAGCUGCAGGUCAAUAUGGAUUUCACAAAGACAUGUAAAAACACUGUGAAAGGUCUACUAAAUGUUUUAGUAUUUGCUUUGCCUUUCCUAGCUCUUACUAAUCAGCAAAUGAUGGCGGAGGUACCACUUGAUGGACGGGAACUGCCAAUAUACAAAGACAUGUUUUCCAGCACGCUGCCAACCAUUUACCGGUGUAUUGAGCUCUGCUGGGCAUACAAGUUAUGUAAAUCGCUCGCCUAUUCAAAAUCUCAACAACUUUGUGUUCUGAAGAACUCUGAUGACUUGACCUGGACAGUCAUAAUAGUUGAUACUGUUAUGUUGACAAGACAAAAACUACCACAGUUAAUUGCCGGUAACUGCCAGAAUCAUGACUGCAAAAUUGACGAGAAAUGCGUUUCAACACCAACAGGAUUCUCAUGUGUGAAGCAUGAGCUUACUACUGUCCGAUGUCCAUGGGAAACUGUACAACACCACGACAAAUGUAUUUGGGUCGUGCGACGGAAGAUCACGUGGAAUGAAGCUAAGAAUGUGUGCGGGAAAGGAGCGUUUCUGGCAGAAAUACAUUCGGAGGAUUUCGCCUGGUUUAUUCAAUUAGCAAUAGAGAUCAUGUGUCAGCAUUACUCAAUAUGCAACUUUCCAAGAAGCUUCUGGUUUGGCCUCAAAUACUCGAGAGAGCAAUCGGCUCUAGUCUGGAACCAUUCGGGGAAAGUCUUGACAUCUACAGACGUACACAAAUUCCGGUCGUAUCCCCCAACAAUGAACGGUACACUGUGUGUAGGAAUGCACGAAGAACGAUAUCGCGUAAGGCACUGGGCUCCCAUGGACUGUGAGGAAAAAAACUUGGUAGUCUGUCAGCUAACUGCCCCGCAAUACUGGACCUGAACGCGUCUGAUAUUGACAGGUCAUUUCUGUCAAAUCGGUGGCAUUAUGCUCGCGAAAACACUUUUUGAUCACAAGAAAAAGCGAGAGAUGUUCAUAGUUAGGUUUUUAGUCACAUUUCUGGUAUUGCAAUAAUUGUGUCAAUUGUAAUUCAUCCGAAUUAAUAUGACUUUCGAUACGAGUAAGCUCCCUUCCUUCAUCCCAAUCAUCUUUUUCUGGUCUUUCCUGUUUCAGUAGAUCAUCGGACUUGCAUAUAACCCCUUCCCUAAGCCGGUUAGGUUUUACAGAAAGCUGAUGCAAUUGUAUCUCAGGCCACCAGAGAGGAUUCAUCAGUUCGACUUAUAUAUAUAUAUACAUGUGUAUAUAUAAAUAUAAGUGUGUGCUAACUUUGAAAGAAAAGUAUAGAUAGUGGUACUUUAUUUGAUUUCCUUAAAAGGACUUUGACAGUUCGGACAUGUUUUUAGGAUUCAUAUAUACUUAUCAUGCAUAACACAACCGGAUUGAAAAUGCAAAUUGUAACGUAUUUUUCUUUAUUGUUUUUAUUAUUUUGUUGUAACUGAAUAAAUAGUGAAGGAACAUGAA